AUGGCAGAUAAAGAAGAAUUAUCCACAUCUGGUGUUACUGAUAUGAUAUCUGGUAUUAAACUUCCCAAAACAGUACAAAGUAUGAAUGCUUAUCUUGGUGCAGGUGCAAUUACGAAAGCAUUAAACCAAGGUGCUGAUAUAGUUGUUACUGGUAGGUGUGUGGACAGUGCUGUUGUUUUAGGACCACUGCAACAUACUUUUGGUUGGAAAUAUAAUGAUUAUGAUUUGUUAUCUGCUGGUAGUUUAGCUGGUCAUCUUGUAGAGUGUGGUGCUCAAGUUACGGGUGGUAUCUACACAGAUUGGCAUACAGUGCCUGCAUGGGAUAAUAUUGGUUUCCCUAUUGUGGAAUGUUCAGAUGAUGGGACAUUUAUAGUGACUAAACCACCACAGACUGGAGGAUUGGUGUCUUUUGGUACUGUAGCAGAACAAUUAGUUUAUGAAAUUGGUAAUCCUAAACAAUAUAUGCUGCCUGAUGUUACAUGCGACUUCAGUCAAGUUCAGAUUCAACCAGUUCCAGGAAAAGAGAAAGAAGCCAUGUAUGUGAAAGGAGCCAAAGGCUCUCCUCCAAGUAAUCAUUACAAAGUUAGUGCCACUUAUGCUGAUGGUUAUAGGUUGACUGUUGUUUCAACUGUUGCUGGGCCUUGGGCUGCAGAGAAAGCACGCAGAACUGGAGAAGCUAUCUUGAAAAGGACAAGAAGAAUGUUCAAACAGCUUGGAAUUACAGAUUAUACUAAGACACUGAUACAGGUUAUUGGAUCUGAACAGACAUAUGGUCCACAUGCAUAUAUUGACAAUAAUCCACGUGAAGUGGCACUAUGGUUAGCAGCACAUCAUUCUAACAAAAAAGCUUUAGAGAUUCUUGCCAGGGAAGUUGCUCCAGCUGGUACUGGUAUGGCUCCUGGACUGAUGUCAUUAGUUGGUGGAAGACCUAAAGUAUCUCCUGUCCUAAAGUUGUUUUCAUUCCUCCAUCCAAAGGAUAAAAUACAGGAAGCCCGAUGGUGGAGGUACCGAUAUUUACGAUCCCGCCCCGCUGAUCGGAGGGCGUCCUCACAGUCUGUGUUUUCAGGUGGUGGUUUACAUGAUUUCACCGGCUGCAGCGAGGCUGUUCCCUUGGAGGUCUUUCCUCCUAUGGGGCCCAUUGCAGGUCCCCUUGUGGAUCCUUCCUCGUACAGCGCCGGGUUUGCUUAUGAGAUGAGGGCUUUAGUCAAAGGGCUUGUGGGGCAAAUUGCGUUCCUGGCAGGACGGGUAGAUCAGACGCAGUCGGAGCGAGCUGUCUUCACUGCGACCCCUCGGUGGGCAAGCAGGAAGAAACACAGAAGCAUCGCUCGCAUUCAAAACAGGUCUCUUCCGGGAUACUCUCCGUUCCCAGCCGCGACUCUCCCGCUGAUUUGGUUGAAAGGAGACAGUUCGCUCGCGUCGGAUACAGCCGAUACCUCGGGCGGUCCCUCAAAGUCUUCCAUCCGCAACGAGUCGGCCGUUGGUGUGAUGCGGAGUAUCAUCGAUCCUAGUGAUAGGAUGCAACCACUUACCAUUGCUUCAACGCUUAUGGGAUCACAGGCGUCGGGAUCCCAAGGCAACCCUGUCGGCACGUCCCCCGUGUUGAUGGGUGGACAUUGGUCAGCCGCAGAGGAGGUUAAAGUUCAUAUGGAUGAUAAGGAAGAGAUAGUUACAAAUCCGACACCUGUAAAAGAAGAACAAGAAACAGAAUAUGACUCUCCCAUAUCUGAUUCAUCUGUUUUAAAGAGUGGAUCACAUACUUUCAGACUUGUAGAUCUUGCGUAUACAAGAAGUGGUGAUAAGGGAAACUCUUCUAAUAUUGGUGUAAUUGCCAGGCAUCCUUAUUUUAUGCCUUAUCUUAGGCAAGCUUUAACAGAAGAUGUUGUACACAAGUAUUUUCAACAUGUACUUGAACCGAUGGAGAACAAUAGAAAAACCAAACAAGUCACAAGGUAUGAACUGCCUGGAAUCCAUGCUUUGAAUUUUAUUUUAGAAAAUUCACUUGGAGGUGGAGGUAUUGCUUCACUAAGGUGUGACCCUCAGGGUAAAGCAUAUGGACAGAUGUUACUGGAUAUGAAAAUAGAAAAUGUUCCAAAUUUGGUUGAAAUGGCUGAAAUAAUUUCAGAUCAGUAAUUAUUAUGCAAGAAUAUUGAAGUGAAAAACCA
Molecule: messenger RNA, 2162 nt
Organism: Saccoglossus kowalevskii
Lineage: Eukaryota; Metazoa; Hemichordata; Enteropneusta; Harrimaniidae
Source: RefSeq, a predicted model, not a curated record